This is a messenger RNA of Eimeria necatrix, 750 nucleotides long. Its product is annotated as eukaryotic translation initiation factor 6, putative. NCBI's taxonomy places the organism in Eukaryota, Apicomplexa, Conoidasida, Eucoccidiorida, Eimeriidae. The transcript is spliced from 6 exons. Gene Ontology annotation, molecular function: ribosomal large subunit binding. Gene Ontology annotation, biological process: maturation of LSU-rRNA; assembly of large subunit precursor of preribosome; maturation of 5.8S rRNA. The record is from RefSeq and is a predicted model, not a curated record. The coding region runs from base 1 to 750 and encodes 249 amino acids. Gene Ontology annotation, cellular component: nucleolus; preribosome, large subunit precursor; cytosol.
AUGGCAAUACGGACGCACUUCGAGUCCUCGAACGAAGUGGGGGUUUUCGCGAAACUCACCAACUCUUACUGCCUGGUGGCCCCCGGCGGCAGCGAGCACUUCUACUCCGCCAUAGAGGCUGAGUUGGGGCCCCACAUUCCCGUGGUCCAGGCCUCAGUCGCUGGCACUGCAGUCAUUGGCAGGGUCUGCGUCGGAAACAAGCACGGGCUGCUGGUGCCGUCGAGCACGAGCGACGGCGAACUGCAGCAGCUGCGCAACUCGCUGCCCGACGCGGUGUCUGUACACCGCGUGGAAGAGCGGCUCUCUGCGCUGGGCAACUGCGUAGCAGCAAACGACUACACUGCUUUGGUGCAUGCGGACUUGGACGCAGAAACUGCAGAAAUCAUCCAAGAUGUUCUCCAGGUGGAAGUGUUUAGGACUAUUAUAGGGGGGCAGUUGCUCGUGGGCACCUACUGCGUUUUGACGAACCAAGGAGCCCUCGUGCAUUCUCGGACGCCCAUAGAAGAAAUGGAAGACUUGUCUCAGUUGGUGCAAGUGCCCUUCACUGCAGGAACUGUCAACAGAGGCUCUGACCUCCUCGGUGCAGGGCUGAUGGUGAAUGACUGGGUGGGCUUCUGCGGCAUGGAAACCACCGCCACGGAGUUGGCGGUGGUGGAGCGGAUUUUCAAGUUGGCCAACGCAGAACACCAGCAGCUGUCUUUGAGGGAAGACCUCAAGUUGAGGACUUCUUUAGUUGACUAUCUUAGCUAG